CUCGCCUGCGAUGAUGAGCUUUGCUUGCAGGGGCUGCUCUCCCGGCUGAAAGGAGGGUCUCGUUCAGUCCAGGUGUGUUGCAGUCCCCCCAAAACAGUUGCUCAUCCUUGUUGGCAGGCAAGCGAGUGGCCACAGCAGGAGCCUUGAUGGCUAUUUUUAAAAAAUUGCAUUUAUAUCCCACCUCAUAGAGCUCAAGGCAGCUUCGUACAUGGUUCUCCCUUCCUUGUUUAAUCCCCACAUCAAUCCUGCAAAGUAGGUCAGCAUUGUGGCUGAGCGGGGAUUCAAACCCUGGUCUCCCAAGUCCUAGUCUGACACUCUUACCGGUACACCACAUUGGCUCUCAAAGACAUGGUACUCCAGAUGAGGUGCUCACAACUCACAACGUCGGCAUUGCUCUGCUGCAUAAGUACUGCACACUGACCUACGUUGUUUGGCCUUUGUGCAUAACAUGAUAGGUGCAGAGUGCUUUUCCCUUCUGCAGAAAAGACCUGCGACUCAGAGAGCUGAUGUACCAGUGAAAAUGGUUUAACGAGUGAGCUCCAAAGCUGCUAAAUAGAAGUGUUAGCGGUUGGAACGACGGCAGGUUUUCCGGCAGCCACGUUUGGACUGAUACAGCAGGGAAGGGUGUGGCUUUGAUCGCAGGAACCACACAUGCAAUUCCACACAUGCAAUUCCUAUAGAAGCCUGUCUUGCCUGCCCACAACGCGGCUCCAGAGGAUUGGGGGAAUUGCUGAACGGGUGCCGUUUGACAUGGAUGCAGAUGGGAGGGGUGGGCAGAACCGGCAUCGGCCGUUUCUGCAAGCAAAAGGGCCUUCGCAUCAAAGCCCAGGGUCUUGUGGCAACUUGGAAAUGGUUGUGGCGUGAGCUUAUAAGAGAUGGCAGCAUGCAACGCUGGAAGCUCUUGUCCUCGUAAAACCAUGUCAACACAGGAAGCGGCCUUAUACGUACCAUUGGUCCAUCUUGCUCAAUAUUGUCUACGCAGACCGGUAGUAAUAGUUCUCUGGGGUUUCAGGUAGGAGGCCCCUCCUAGCCCGACCUGGAGAUGCCAGGGAUUGAACCUGCGGCUUUCUGUGUGCAAAGCAGAUGCUUCCUUGGCUGAUACACCAGCCACUCUUUCAGGUGGUCUCCUGGGCAGACUCCAUUGAAACGAACAGGGUGAGACGAGGGCCAUUUGUCGACUGGUGCGGCUUGAUCUAUUUGUGAAUGGAGAGCAGGGCAGCUGCCUUAGGCCAGGUCAGGCUGCUGGCCCAUCCAGGCAGGUGUUGUCUACUCCAGCCUUCCCCAACCUGGUGCCCUCCAGAUCUUUUGGAUCAUCAGCCUCAGCCUGCAUGGCUGUUGUAAUCUGAAACAUCUCGAGGGUGAACCAAGUUUAGGGGAGGUUGGUCUACUCUGCCUGGCUCUCCCAAGAUCUCGGGGAAAGCAAGGUCUUUCCACAUCACCACCUACCUGUUCCUUGAACCCAGGACCUUCUGAACGCAGCUCCUGUUCUCUACCACUGAGCUACUGCUUCUCCUCUCCCUCAAAGGAAGUGGACAUUUUGCUGUUUGCAAACACUCAGCAUACCUGUUUGUGUCGCAGAUUCAAGACAAUGGAACUGAGCACCUCAAGCCUCUCUUGGCGAGUGUGCUUUUUGGACACAUCUCAUGACGGGCACGACUUUCAUUUGGUCUAGCGAAAAGAACCUCUGUGAUGGUUUUAUGCCGUUCCAACUGAUGGCUUUAUUGUGAGUCAGCAAAUGCUUUUGCAUAUCUGGAAGGAGAUGUCUGUUUCCUCAAACACUUUCGCCAGAUAUCUUACCUUUUUUAAAAAAAACAACAACAACACAUUGCUCUGGAACGUUUGCUUUCGAUUGUGUUUUGUCUCCCUCGACUAUCGAAGCUUGGAUAAAGGAGCGGACAAAUUUCACCCCCUCUGGCUUUCUCAUUGUGCUGCUUUAAAGCGACGGCAACGAAGUAUCUCAAUAGGCACUUCGAAGUGCAGCUGCAAAUUAGAUUUCCGUUUUAUGUUCAGGAGAUGGCUGAAAACCCAUGUGCCCUGUAACGUUAAAAAAGAAAAGGGUCUUGCUUAAAAAGCUACAUUUGAGUAAGCUGUGUUCCCUUGGGGACAGAGGGGGUUAUUUUUUUAUUUUUUUUAUCUACGAGCACAGGGGGGCAUGGUGUGUCGUCACCACAUCAGGCUGCCUGCAAGCCCGGCUCACUUGCUGGGUGGUGUUACAGCUCAGGAGACGAGAAGCGAGAGGAGCAGGCGAAAAUGUCUCUCUCCAACCAGCCCUCCGCACCCCUCUCUGAAUACAGCCAGCUGUGCAAAGGCAAGAGCACAGAGGGAAUUUCGGAAGGCUUCCACUGCAUGGAGGCGCAGAAGGACUUCGGGAAGACCGAGUUUGCGUGGCAGAGGACAGAGGGCAAGCUGAAUGAGAUCGGACUGAACGUAAACUCUGGCGGGCAGCUGAAGGAUGGGCUGGUCAAGAGCAGCCAGGGCUUCACCGACGAGGACAAGCUGUGUUUCUUCGAGGGGAAACUGGACAAAGAGCUCAAGGCAGCCCCGAAGGACAAAAGAGGCGAAACGGAGACUCUGCAAGGCAAGAAAUGCCCGAUGGCCCCCCUGGGUCACCUUGAGAGCUGGGCUCUCAUCUCGGAAGCGUUCCCUCCCGCAGAAGGGGGCUUGGGGGGCGUCGGUGCCGCAGGCUCCCACUCUGGGCAGGCAGAGUCCACAAGGUCACCUGCCAGGAUGGGGCAGCACGAAGCCAUCACCGACCAGGAGAAGGCAGCAGGUAAGAAGGUGGCAGAAGCCAAAUGCCACCAGGGUCAGCCCGGGAGUGACCCCAAGAAAUACGCAGGCGAGCCGGAGACCAGCGUGUGGAAUCCCAGUUUCAGCCCCGUCCUGACCAGCAAUUUAGGUUGCCCAGAGGCGACCAGGAAGACAGAGGGGCCCCCUGCCUACAGCAUGAUUGGCGUGGUCAACGACAGCUAUGUGCAGAGCAGGUUUGCACCUUCCCCUGCCCUACCCAAGCUGGGACCCCCGACCACCACCGUCGAACUGGCCCAGGACGACUUCAGGAGCAGCUGCUUCAACAACCUCCACGACAUGGAAGACGAGAGGUUUUCCACAGAGGUGGGGGAGAAGCAGGGCUCUGACAGCGAUUGCGGCUUCCUCAACCGAGGGGCCCACCAGAGGAAGGCCAUGCGGCGUGCCAUGUCGGAGAGCUCCCACCUGUCCGUCCCCCCAGCCCUGAACCUGGCGGACAAAUACCCUGAGCCCCUGGCUCGGGAGGACCUCCUCGGCAGCCUGGUGUCGCCUAGUGGCAGCCUCUCCCAAAACACAAGCCCCAUGACCCGAAAGCCGAGCGCGCCAAUGAAAAGGUCGGCCACUGUCUCGGAAGAGCAAACAUCUGCCCGCAGCCUGGGCUCCGCGCAGAACAAUGCUGAGCCUCCCAGCCUCAUUGUGAACCAGGAGCACCCGUCCCUCCCCAUGGAGGAGCCAUCUGCCAGGAAGCGAGAGGAGUGGGACGCCAGCGACAGCGCCGUCAAGAGGGAGCUGGUCAGCCCCGGGCUGUACCACAGCAAACUGGAGCAAAUCCCCGAGAUAGGCGGCCAUGGCAAGGGAGGCAGGGUGGAGGAGGAGGCGGCAGCAGCAGCAGCAGCAAAGGCCGAGAAGAGCCAUGUUGUCAAUGAGCCCAGUUGCCUCGGCUCCCCGAGAAGCGGCAGGAUCCAGGAGAUGGAGCCGAGCCGAGCUGCUUCCGUGCCGGGGAGUAGAGAAAUCGAGGUCAGCGGUGUGCUGAGUGCUCCGUCUCCCCAGCAAGGCGAUGGGCCACGUGACGGUAUGUUGCUAAAUUUUCUUUCCCCCCCUCUGGGAAGCAGGCAGACUAGAGAUGAAGGAAAGCGACUUGACAGAUUGUGGGUAGGGGAGCGGACCACUCCGCCAGCCUCUCCUGAGAUGGACACAGCUUGCUGCGUAGCAGGCAGAACAAUGGGAAGGGGGUGUGUGGAAAAUCUGGGGUGACUGGGGAGAAGAGGGGAGGGGGCAGUUCCGUUGGCCGCCGAUAGAACAGAUUGCUUGCAGGUGCCAGGGAAAAUAAAACAUAAGAUGCAUGAAUAAAAUAAUGGGAUUAACUAUGCCCUGCUUUUAAAGAUGCCUGGUGAUUUUGUGGGAUCAGGCUGCUUAGUUGUAGGGUGAAAGUCAGCCAAGGUCCUGCAUGUCCACAAAACUGCAAGGAGGGAUGUGGCACAAAUUUGGGUCCUCCUUUUAGGGAUGUCGGCUUCUCUUUCCUGGAAGGGGGAGCGCACCAAGAAGGGGACAAUCAAUUCGUCCCUUUUGUGGCUCCAAGUAUUGGCACAGACCCUGUCCCAUGUAGAAGCACCUGCCCCUUUAAUGGGGGUGAAAAGCCUUUCAGCUCGCCAGGGACAGCCGUGCUUCUCUCUCUCCUCCCACCCCGCCUUUCUCUCAAUAGGGGCUUGUUUUAUUUCUUAGUGUGCCGGCACAAUGCUUUGAGGUCAGUCUGCUGGUCUGAGCUGAGGGAAAAUUGGGACAAGCACAGGCAAUCUUUUGUGGUGUGAAAAGAGGAGAGAAUCUCUCUCUCUCUCUCUCUCUCUCUCUCUCUCUCUCUCUCUCUCUCUCUCUCUCUCUCUCUCUUCUUUCUCUCUCUGAUUCCAGCAGAUCUGCCUUUCUGUGUAGCUGCUGCUUGCUUGGAAGUCAUGGGGACUGUGGUGGCAGGUUUCUACUGAAACCUCAGUAUCAAGCAUCUCCAAACGCCGGUUGAGAUAGCAGUGGGAGAGAAUAAAAAGUUAAAAGAAUUGCACAAAAUAAUUACUAAUGAGCAGCAGUGUGUGUGUGUGCCUUACCUAGCUUGUUAAAUCCGUAAGAUUGCAAAUAUUAAGGGUUGCUUCUUAGCCAGUUUGAACUGCAGCUUCACAGAGACUGGGGUUCCAGUUCAAUCUCUUGCCCUGAUACGAAUGAUCAGGUCGCUUGAAUUUCUGAACAAGGAAUGGCUUUGGGGGGAACUUUUACUAAAAUGCCUCCUGUCUUCACCCCACCCCUUCAGCUGUAUGGUAUUGCUCCUACCCCCGCCGAUACGAACAUUCCCACCCCUUAAAAAUCUUUUUCCUUGCCUCUCUUGGCGACUGCUCCUAUUGUUUCUCAGCUGCAACAAACUCUGCACCCAGGUUCUAGCAGGGGGUUUGGGGGGGGGGGGGCAAGAACAAGAUGAGCCAAUUAAGUGGGAAAGCAAAACCAGCCCCAAUCAAAUCCACAUUGAUCCAUUGGAAGCUGAUAGUUGCCAAAUCCUCACCAAAGGGGAGUACUGUAUACUACAGUAUAGAUAUAUAGAUAGAUUGAUAUACAUACACACAAAUAAAUACACUCACUGAUACUUAAUUGGGCCAAAAGGUGCUUCAGGCUAUUGCACCUCCAGUGAGGAGGGUCUUUGGCCCUCGAUAUUCAAAGAGAAGCUAAUAAAGUGCAGAAAAGAGGGUCUUGCCUUUCCAAAGCAAGCUAUCGGCCAUGUGCUGAGAACAAAGGAGCGUCUAGGCAGCAAAUUCAAUUACGCUAACCUCCCGAUAACCUUCAAUGUGAUAGACUCCCGUAAGCGAAGCUUGGGGUGUGUGCUUAUUUUGACGGCCAGGACUGUAGAGAUAUAUAUAUAUAUUUGACCUUUAUUUCGCUCUUCUGGUGACACCCAGUGGAUAUUGUUCUCUUGUGUUAGGGUGCAUGCCACCUCCAACCAUUAGGAAGAACUGCUCGGUUUAUGGGUAGUACAGUGCCACUUGCAUUCUGUGGGAAUCUUCGCUGGACACCCCCUCCCCAUUCUUCGUUGCCCCUUCCCCAUUCCAGAUCUCUAGAACCACCACCAAGCACAUCACAGGAAAGGAAAACUACACCCACAUAGCUAAACUGUGGAACUCGCUUCUGCAGGACACAGUGAUGGCGCCCAAUUUGAAUGGCUUUAGAAGAGGAUCAGACAAAUUCAUGCGCUAUUGAUGGCUACCACUAGCCGGGAUGGCUCUGCCCUGCCUCCACAAUCGGAAGCUGCAAAGCUUCUGAAUACCACUGUAAGCCACCGAGAGGGGAGAGGGCUCUUAGGUUCGAAUCCUGCUUGCUGGUUUUCCACAGGCAUCAUUUUGGCUAGUGCGAGAACAGGAUGCUGGACUGGCUGGACUGAGGGCAUGAUCCAGCAGCCCCAUCUUGCGUUCUUAUGACCCUUGGGGCUGUUUGUACAGCUUGUAAGGAUAAUUAUUGGAGAUGAAUGAGAGUCAUGAGCCGCCUCCCCCAGGGUCACUUGUUUGACUAUGGCUGGACUGGAAAUGAUGGAAGGAUCCCUGAGAGUAAAGUCUACGUUCCUACCAGCCUCUUGUUCUUGGGCAUUAUUAUUAUUAUUAUUAUUAUUAUUAUUAUUAUUAUUAGGGUGGAUGUGGAGUACUUGGGCUCAUUUUUGCCUCUUUGCCCUUGUUCCUCAUUUGUACAAAUAGAAAUAGUACCGUUCUGUGUGGCUUGUUUGUAUAGUGCCCUUCAUCCAUAAAUCUCAGGGCAGUUCACAACAUAAAAAUACAAGAUGAAGGCACAAAGCACUUCACCAGCCUGCAAAGUUUGUUUUAAUCAAUAAUAAACAUAUAACUUGCUAAGGACAGGGACUCUGGAUUGUCACCAUCCACAACAGUGAGAGGGGGGCAUCCAAGGUGGGCAAAGAAGAUCCUUCAGAUUCUUUGCAUUCCUACCACAGCAAGACACUGGAACAGUAAUUUGCCCGAGAAAUAACUGAAAGCAUGAUGGUCACAGUGUGCUUCCUGCCCCCAGAAUUUAGGGCCACCAUUCAGAGGCAGAAUUGACAUGGGGGGGGGGGAAUUAACAAAAGGCAGCGCUUUGUCCUGGAUCUUAGGCAAGUCGAUCAAAACACCAUGUUUUUGUGUGUGUUUUUAAUUUAAAAAGCUGAUUUUUACUUUUUGAAAUAUAGCAAACCCUAUUGAGCUGGUUUUCAGGUCCAUUAACCCAGUGUUUCUCACUCUUGGGCCUCCGGCUCUUUUGGGACUACAACUCCCAUCAUCCGUGACCACCGUUCCUGCUAGCUAGCCAUGAUGGGAGUUGUGGUCCAAAAACAGCUGUAGGCCCAAGGUUAAGAAACCCUUCCUCCAUUGCUUAACAGUUAAAAGCUUCGAAUCUCAGACUGGGUGAUAGAAAGAUUUGUAGGGGACUCUGGACAAUUUUACAUCUGCCAUGUACAUUUUAAAAACACCUCCCCUCUUACAAGAAUGACCUUCAGGGCAGGUUAGGGUCCCACUCGACCUGCUCUUAAUGCGAUCCAUUGGCAUCAAAAUGGGGAAUGGCUCUGACUCAAGGACAUCUCCUCCAGUUUGCAGCCCUUGAAGCUGCUGGCAAUGGCUUCGCCAUUCGUAACUGUAUAAACCUGGGCGGUCCAACUUUUCAUACCACCCAUACAUCAGCACGGAGCCUGAUUUGACACUAAAAUUUGGCACUCACACACCCAUCCCUCAUGCUGCCUUCCCAAAGACUGGGGAGGAUGUGCUGGGCUUUGGGUAGGAGGCGAGAGGCUCUGGCAGGGUCCUAGACCUCUCCCAUCCCCUCCCCAAAGCUGGGAAAGAGCUAACUAGGCUUUGGGAAGAAGACGGGAGGACUCUAGAACCCUGUCUGGGCCUCACACCUCCUCCUCAAAGUCCAGUGCCGUCUUUACCUGACUUUGGGAAGGCAGUGCAAGGGCUGGGGUGCCAAAAGUUGCCAAGGGCCGUCAAAAAAUGCCUCAAGGGCUGGUAUAAACUAAUGGUAUAAGCUGGUAUAAACUUAUGAAUGGUUGGGCAGUGUGCUCUGUGGAACUACCCCCCCCCCCCAAUCCUCAAUUUAGGAUGUUUUGUUUUCACAAAUGUCACUGAAAAUCUCUUAUUGAGCUAUGCUUACGUAAUGUGUGCAUUGAGCUGCUUAAGAGAUUAUCACAGGUGCCUGGGUUUGGAGACAUCAGAGCGAUCGUGAUUAAUAUUUAUACAGCAUUAUUUACAGGGGACAAGGUUAUUUGCCUAUGUAAGUCGUGAUGAUAGGAACCUAGGAAGCUGCUUAUACCAAGUCUGACCUUUGCUCCAUCUACCUUAGUAUUACCUACACCAGUGUUUCCCAACCUUGGGACUCCAGCUGUUUUUGGACUACAACUUCCAUCAUCCCUAGCUAGCAAGACCAGUAGUCAGGGAUGAUGGGAAUUGUAGUCUGAAAACAGCUGGAGACACCAGGUUGGGAAACACUGACCUACACUGACUGGCAACACCAUCCCAGGGUGCAGGCAGGGGUCUCUCUCUCCGCCCUACCCAGAGAUGUCGUGGAUUGAACCUGGGAACUUCUCUGCACAAAGCAGAUACUGUGCCACUGAGCUGUGGCCCUUCCCCAAAUUUGGGGGACUAAUAACUUUAGUAAACUACCAAAAUAAUUUAGUACAGUGGUACCUCGCAAGACGAAUGCCUCGUGCAACGAAAAACUCCCAAGACGAAAGCGUUUUGCGAUGUUUUUGGUGACUCGCAACACGAAUUUUUGCAGGUUUUUGUUUUUUUGCCGCAGCAAACCGCGCUUUGCAAGAUGAAAUUAUCGCAAGACAAAGCGACUCGCGGAACGAAUUAAUUUCGUCUUGCGAAGCAUCACUGUAUUGUAAAAUGAUGUCAUAAAAUCAAUGCAUUGAUUAACAGCCAUUAAACCACCAAACUCUGCAAGUGGAAACCUGCAGAAAGGCUUCCUUUAGUGCAAAAGCACUUUCUCCCACCGCCCCCCCCCAAAUUUGGCUUGGCAGAUGAGUCAGGAGAACCCCCAGAACCCCCCAUGGAGGGGAAGAGAGAGGAGAUUGUUCCUUCUGGCAAGCUGAAACGCUUGCACUGAUCCAGUGAUUGCCAUAGUGCUAUGCUGAAUUCUUCCUGAUAUAAAUCAGAAUAUAUUUUAAAAGACAGCCCCCGCCUACAGGUUCACAGUCUAAAAGAGGGGGGGAAACAUUGGCAGUGUGUAUGUGUGUGUGUGUCGAGAUAUGCCUGGUUUGUGCCACUUCAGAUUGCAUCUGGGGAGAUUUCCACAGAAGGCAAGCAAUGGCAGUUGCAGGAGUUCCCUCCCUGCAUCUGAAGUGGCUCAGCCCAGGCAUAGGCUGAUCACUGGGCCUUUGCAACUUGCCAUAAUAAUAAUAAUAACAACAACAACAACAACAACAACAACAACAACAACAACAACAACAAUUUAUUAUUUAUACCCCGCCCAUCUGGCCGGGUUCCCCCAGCCACUCUGCAGUGGCUCUGGCCAGCAUCCUGUUCUCACAGUGGCCAACCAGAUGUGCCCGUGCGGAACUCCCAGGCGGGACCCGAGGGCAACAGCAACCCCCUCCCACUUGCCAUUCCCAGCAGCUGGCAUUGCAUUCGGAAGCAAAAUUCCUCCAUCGCUGGAGGCAGAACACCGUGGGCCAUUGGUAGCUUUCUUCUCCUCCUGCGAAUUUGUUGAAUUCUCUUUUCAAGCUGUCCAAACUGGUGCCCAUCGUAGCCUCGUGUGGGAACGGACUCUGUAGCUUAAUCUCGUGGGUGCUUUGUACUGUUUUAUCCGAGCCCACAAUGCAAAAGGAUUUUGACCUAUUCCACGCGUAAUAAUACCUUUCCUACCUGCUGUGCAAAAUUGGCGGGUUGUUCAUAAGCCUUAUUUUGCCCCACCUCCAGUAACAAGCGAGGGCAGCUUAGUGCCGCUCCUAAAUUUCUUUCAACCCGUUUGCUUCUCCAGGGUGUGUGGUUAUCCCAUACCCUGCCUGCGGCUGUGUAGGUGUCCAGAAUGGGCUGUGGCUCCUAAUCUCCUGUUGCCUCUGCGUCUUUCAGCAUAGAAAAUGUUAAGCUUUUGAGCAGAUUAGGGCCUAUGAAUUCGGCUUUUGCAGGCAGGAGAUCGCAACCUGAAAGCAAGCGCCAUUGUGCACUUUAUUCUCCCCCCCCCCGCCCAAUAAAUAAACCUUUAAAAUCUGCAUUAUUUGUUGGGGUCGCUGUAGUUUGCAAUGCAAAGGAUACAACGGCUGUGUAUGUUCGUUGUUACGAUGAAUGGAAUUUAUUUCACCAGUAAGGAUAGGGGAUAUUGGGAAUAUUUUUACGUUUUGUAAUGUCUGCCCCCCCCCCUGUUAGUGGUUUGUUUCUGGGGUGAAGAAAGCCCUGCCCCGGAAAGAGCCCCCCUACAAAGCAUGACACAGAGGUUUAUGCUCACCCACAGAAGUUUAGGACUUGUAACAGCUGUUCGCUGGGAGAACUAAACAGAACCUCUGGGCUCAGAGGCAGUCUAUCUUUGAACACCAGGACUUUAUAAGGCUUUCCAGCGAAACCUGGGUGGCCACUUGCCAGAAACAAUAUUGUCAAGGCUGGUUCAGCUGCAGGUCAGCAUGGAGAGACACAGAGAUGAGCAGUAAAGUUGAUUCUUUAUUCAGGGAAACAGAAUACAAACAGAGAAACCUUUGGGCAAGACUGGCCCCAGUAAAGCAGUUGCCAGAGCUGAUUAUCUGUGCCUCCCACUUCCCCCUAAGUCCCCUCCCCAUCCAGAUGUUUUCCCAGCAGUCUUAAACUCUGUCACAGAAGGGGGCCCUGCACUCUCUCUGCUCUCUGCUACAUGCAAAGCCCUCCAUGCCCUUGGAGACAAGAGAAGAAGGGAGCAGAAUACAGUAGGGCCGGCAGGGAAUUGGGAAUCUGUUGCAGCCUCAGCCCCAUCUCUUCCUCAGCUGCCUGUCCUGAAUCUGCAGGGCUUUCUGCCUUUUCUUCCUCCCUCUCUCUCAAGCCUGCUGCUUGUUCAGCAUCUAACCAUUCUGCUCCCUGUUCAUCCUCUGACACUUCUUUUCAGUGUCAGUUGGGAAAAGGAAAAUGGUAAUGUGGGAAAGGGGUGAGGGAGAGAGAAUUGUGGAACGCCCAGCUGGAAGGGUUCUUUUUGGAGGGAGGAUACGCUGCAAUAUUUUGAUUCCGUUUGUGCCUGUAUAAGUAUGACAAGGAUACACGGGGAGGGUCCGUAUGGCAGAGUCUUCUGUCCCUGGCUGUCAAUGGCGUAGUCCUGGUUCUAGGCUCUUCCUUGCAGACAGGAGGGGCAGAAGGAGCUGCAGAUGGACUUCCUCGGUCACAGUCCAGGUUCUUUUACAUGGCAGCUUAUUAGUAAGUGUCUAGCCCAGUAUCCUGCUUCCAAGAGCAAGGCGGGCAGCCAGCUGAUUCCUGGAAGCUCAGAGAAUGGCAUGAGAGUGCCACACUCCCCUGUUUGCCUCCAGUGCUUGGUAUUUGGAUAGAAGGAGACUGCCACCACACCUGCCUAAUAGCACUUGGUUAUUUAUAAUACUUGUACCACAACUUCAUAAAAAGGAUAAAUGAUUUUAUGAAUUGCACUGUUUGACACUGGAGCAGACUGCUUUGGAAAGUAGUGAACAAUCCUUCAUUGGAGGUUUUUAAACAGAGCUUGGAUGAACAUAUAUCAGGGAAUCUUUAGCUGCUAGUAUAUUUAUUGAUCAAUCUAUCAGUUGAUCAAUCUACACACACACACACACACACACACACACACACACCAAAUCAGAGAUCACUGGCCAACAGUAACCCAAAUAUUUUUUCCUGUAAUUGUCUGCAAAAGCCUGGUGGCGUAGAAACUUUUUCAGCAAACAUUUCUGCUUGUCUGUUGGUAGAGCACUGUGCAAGACUGGAGGCCCGGUUUCAUGUAGAUGAGCCUCACCAGCAGACAACCAACAAUGCUCUUACAGGUUUCUUCUGUGCUCAAGCUGGGUUAUAAGGGUUCAGGCAAUCUCUGUGUUACACUGGACCAAGGUUGUUCAGGUAGCAGAUGGGUAGCCAGUGCAUAUGUUUUAACAAUGAUAUUGCAUGUUCUCAGUGAUUUGACCUCAUCAGCAUCCUAGCCACUCCAAUCAGCUUCUGGACCCAGGACCAAGGACAGCUCCACAUAUUGUUGAUAGGUCUUGUAGACCUAUGCUCCUAAAUCGGCCCAACUUUUUAAUAAUAAUAAUAAUAAUAAUAAUAAUGCCCCCACCCAUCUCUCUGGGUGGCUUGUAUCAUAUGCAAAAGCAUGAUAUAACAUAAUAUAACAUCAAACAUUAAAAACUUCCCUGUACAGGGCUGCCUGUACAGGUGUCUUCUAAAAGUUUUAUAUCUCCUUGACAUCUGAUGGGAGGGCAUUCCACAGGGCGGGCGAGAACGCCCUCUGCCUGGUUCCCUGUAACCUCACUUCUCACAGGGAGGGAACCGCCAGAAGGCCCUCGGAGCUGGACCUCCGUGUCUGGGCUGAACGAUGGGGGACACUCCUUCAGGGCAUCUUAAGCUAGUGUUGCUACCACCCCCAUCUUAAGAACAUAAGAAGAGCCUGCUGGAUCAGGCCCAUGGCCCAUGUGGUCCAGCAUCCUGUUCUCUCAGUGGCCAACCAGAUGCCCAUUAUGGGAAACCCACAAGCAGGAUUCGAGCACAAGAGCAACCAAGAUCAUCUAGUCCAACCCCCAGCAAUGCAGGAAUCUUUUGCCAAUGUGGGGCUCAAACCCACAACCCUGAGAUUAAGAGUCCCACCAAGUGAUCCCUGAGCUAGCUCUGCAUGGCAUUAUGAGCAAGAACUUCCAGCAGAUCAGCGUAUGUGUUCUUGGCUGCUAGGAAUUGCUUUUGUUCAGUCUCAGUCUGCCUUGCUGUGGCACAGAGGCAGCCCCUCCUGAGCACCCUGACGAAGGAACCUGCUGUAUUUGGAGCUCAUUAGGAGCAGCUUUCAGGGGCUUCUGCUAACAAGCUGCUGAGCAACAAGCGAAUGAAUAGAAGGCCGGAUGGACUUAAUGCUAAGAAUCCUCCCCCCCAACUUCCCCCGGGCGUCCUUCUAGUAACUGGAAAUAUUUAAAUGCUGUUCUAUGUACCCAUUCAAAAUCCCCUUAAACACAGACAAAUAAGGACAGUAGCUUUGCUUCCAGAUAAGGAGACUUUAAUAUUGCAAACCAGUUCAUCACAUAUCAGAAAUGGGUCAUUGGCAACAGGCUUGUUUAAUUUACCAGAUGCUCCCCAGAAAGUGUAAAUCUAGACAGUGGGGAGAGAGAAUAUGGGCUGGCAUGUUGAUGCCAAAGGCACAGAGUAGAUCAGGGGUCCCCAAACUAAGGCCCGGGGGCCAGAUGUGGCCCAAUUGCCUUCUAAAUCCGGCCCGCGGACGGUCCGGGAAUCAGCAUGUUUUUACAUUAGUAGAAUGUGUCCUUUUAUUUAAAAUGCAUUUGUGGGGCAUAGGAAUUCAUUCAUAUAUUUUUUUCAAAAUAUAGUCUGGCCCCCCACAAGGUCUGAGGGACAGUGAACCGGCCCCCUGAAAAAGUUUGCUGACCCCUGGAGUAGAUGCUACCAAAAAGCCCUGCAUGAGGAACACUGAUCUCCCUCAAAGAGAGGGUAGAACCCAAACCAGUGGAGUCAAAACAUUGGGCAGAAUUUUCUGACAGUAAGAGCUGUUUGGCAGUGGAACAGAUGACCUCAGAAGGCAAUGGGCUCUCCUUCCUUGGAGGUUUUCCAGCAGAGCUUGGGGCAGCCAUCUGUCGGGGGGGGGGGGUCGACUAGAUGAACCUUGCGGGUCCUGUCGAACUCUGCAGUUCUGUGAAAGAAGCACGUUAUCUGGAAGCACCCUGGAUUUCAAACUGUUUCGGAAAAGUGAAAGCACUUUUUGUAGCACCCAAGUUUGGAAGCAGGCAACUAGCACAGAGUUGUGUGGUCAAAAAGAAGCCUGGAGAAGAGAAGGUUAAGGGGUGAUAUGAUAGCCAUGUUCAAAUAUAUAAAAGGAUGUCAUAUAGAGGAGGGAGAAAGGUUGUUUUCUGCUGCUCCAGAGAAGCGGACACGGAGCAAUGGAUUCAAACUACAAGAAAGAAGA
Messenger RNA from Zootoca vivipara (common lizard), 13836 nucleotides. Lineage: Eukaryota; Metazoa; Chordata; Lepidosauria; Squamata; Lacertidae. The record is from RefSeq and is a predicted model, not a curated record.